GCCAGAGAGGUAGGCUGUGAGGUUCAGGUUCUCUUCCCUCCCUUUCGUUUGUUGCUGCUCUUCGUCUUCGCCGGGACCAUGAGUUACUCCAAGUCCGCCGUCUACUCCACCUCUCUCAGGCCACUCAAGUUUGGCACCGGGGGCAGCGCGGCCAGCGUCUACGCUGGAGCCGGUGGCUCCGGCUCCAGAAUUUCUGUCUCCAGAGUCUCCAGCCUGAGCUCAAGCUACGGAGGAGGCUAUGGAGCAAGCUCCAGCUACGGAGGGGGCUUUGGAGCAAGCUCCAGUUACGGAGGGGGCUACGGGGCAGGCUCCAGCUACGGAGGGGGCUACGGAGGGAUGAGCAGCAGCCUCCAUCUCUCCGGUUCUGGGAUGGUCCAGAACGAGAAGGAAACCAUGCAAGACCUCAACGACCGCCUGGCCAGUUACCUGGAGAAGGUGCGCAGCCUGGAAGCCGAUAAUCGUCAGCUGGAGAUCCAGAUCAGAGAGUACAUGGAGAAGAAAGGGCCCAGCACCCGAGACUGGGGCCGUAAUUUUGAUAUCAUCGACGAUUUGAAGAACCAGAUCUUCGAUCAGUCUGUGGAAAAUGCUCGUAUUGUCCUGCAGAUUGAUAACGCUCGCCUGGCUGCCGAUGACUUCCGUGUCAAGUUUGAGGCUGAACUGGCUAUUCGCCAGUCAGUGGAGAGUGACAUCAUUGGCCUCCGCAAAGUCAUUGAUGACACCAACAUGAGCCGUCUGCAGUUGGAGGGUGAGAUCGAGGCCCUCAAGGAAGAGCUGAUCUUUAUGAAGAAGAACCAUCAAGAUGAAAUCACCAACUUGCAGACCCAGAUUGCCAACUCUGGUCUGACCGUGGAGGUAGAUGCUCCCAAAUCACAGGAUCUGGCCAAGGUAAUGGCAGAGAUCCGUGCGCAGUAUGAUACCUUGGCUCAGAAGAAUCUUGAGGAUUUGGACAAGUACUGGGGCCAGCAGAUCUCGGAGAGUACCAUCAUCAUCAAUCAAAAUACCAAAGAAAUUGAAACUGCUCGUACCACCAUUACGGAUUUGCGACGCACAGUCCAAACAUUGGAAAUUGAACUAGAAUCUGUGCGCAAUGUGAGAGCCAGUCUGGAGAGCAACCUGCAUGAAGUGGAGUCUCGCUAUGCAAUGCAAAUAGAACAUCUGAACGGAAUCCUGCUGCGGACAGAAGCUGAAUUAGCCCAGCUAAGGAAUGACGUCCAGCGCCAGGCAGAUGAGUAUCAGUCUCUGUUAAACAUCAAAGACAAGCUGGAAGCAGAGAUUGCUACCUAUAGGACUCUGCUGGAGGGCGGAGAGGAAUUGAGCCUGAAAGAUGCUUUACUGGAAAGCACCAUGCAAGUGUCUCAGAAGAUCCACUCCACCAAAAUAGUGGAUGGCAAAGUGGUUUCGGAGACCAAAGAAACCAAAACAUUGAAGCGUUGAUCUCCUCCUGAUGUAGCCAACCUCCUGUUGAAACUUCAGUGGCAUCAUUUUAUUUUGAAGUGGGAGGUUGCAGAGGAAGGGAUUGGGCUGAUUCACUGUACAAUUCAAUAAAGCAAUAUGCCUG
Messenger RNA from Ahaetulla prasina, 1558 nucleotides. RefSeq names its product keratin 18 (gene KRT18). Gene Ontology annotation, cellular component: keratin filament. The record is from RefSeq and is a predicted model, not a curated record. The coding region runs from base 79 to 1434 and encodes 451 amino acids. NCBI's taxonomy places the organism in Eukaryota, Metazoa, Chordata, Lepidosauria, Squamata, Colubridae. Gene Ontology annotation, biological process: intermediate filament cytoskeleton organization. The transcript has 7 exons. Gene Ontology annotation, molecular function: structural molecule activity.